Messenger RNA from Asparagus officinalis (garden asparagus), 2026 nucleotides. RefSeq lists its product as uncharacterized. The coding region runs from base 110 to 1528 and encodes 472 amino acids. The record is from RefSeq and is a predicted model, not a curated record. The transcript has 11 exons. Gene Ontology annotation, biological process: interstrand cross-link repair. NCBI's taxonomy places the organism in Eukaryota, Viridiplantae, Streptophyta, Magnoliopsida, Asparagales, Asparagaceae. Gene Ontology annotation, cellular component: Fanconi anaemia nuclear complex.
CCCUCAAACCCGCUCGCGCGGCGUCUCUCCCCGUCUCGCAAAAGAGCGGGAAAAUCGAAGAACGCCCCCACCCCGACGCACGCAUUCGAUUCCGAGAAAGGGGGGAAAGAUGGCGUGGUCUCAUCCCGACAUCUCGCUGGAUGAGCUCAUAACCCUCAUCAAAGGGCUCAUCGAUAUCUUGAUCUUAGCAUCAGGAUACCAAUCCUCCGGCCUCCCCGCGACCUGGGACGCCGACAACAUCAAGAAAGCCAUCCAAUGGGGCAUCUUCUUCGAAGAGGUUCUUAACCAUCUACAUGGUACUCCUUACUUUGAAGAGUCCAUUAAAGAACUUGAUGAAGCUCUACUCAAUCUCACCUCCAAUCCACUGUUUCCUCAGGGUCUUGCCCGUCUGACAUCCGCAACUCUUUCUAGUGCAAGAUAUUUGGUUUUACAACAUCUACUUAAAAUUCACCCUCCAGAAGAUGCACAUAUUUUUGGUCUUUUGACAGCAGUUAUUGAAGUGGAUAUCAGUGAACUCAGCGAUGUGGAUGGCAAUGGCCCUCACAUAUAUAUUGACAGGUUGACGUCAAAGAUAGAAUCACUAACUUUAGAAUCUGCAAACAACUUGGUCAAGGAUUCUACAGUUCCAUUGUAUGCAACCGGUUCAAGGACUUCUGCUUGUUCUAAAUAUAAAGUCCUUGAUCAAAAAAUGCCUACUGAUAAAUAUGUUUGUAAUUCACACUUUGUCAUCCGAGAGCUCUUAAAAAGGCGAGCUUCCAAGUCAUGCUUGUUUUCAGUCGAGACAGGCCUUUAUAAGGUUUCAGAAGUUGUUACGAGAAGCAACUCGGUCGAACUUGAAAAUACUCUGUCAGAAGGUCCAGUCGAAGAGGAAAUCAUGAACGAGAAGUGUUUUUGGAACAACUGGAGGUCAAGGUGCCUUUCUUAUUUGUUAGAUAAGAGGACUGUCAAACUGAUCUCGGGUGCAAACUUGAUUUUCACUGCCCCGAAGCUCCAAUGGAUUCAUGUUUUUGAAGCAUUGAAAUUUGCAACUGAUGCCGAAAAUGAUAAUCUUCUUGAGAUCAUGGAGAUCUUGUUAUUAGGUUUCAUUUCAAGCAGAUGGAGCUGCUUACUUGAACAUUUCAUUUCACGCUCUUAUGAUUUCCUUCCCAUUUCCAAGCAAUACUCUGAUCUACAAAACUUGCUUCAGGGAGACUCUCAGUCUUUGCGUUCAAAAAGUCAAGUCCUUAAUUCCAAGGAGAAAGACAUCAUCGAGUAUCUGAUGCUGCUAUUGAAGAGUCAGCCCCACAAAUUAUGGGAAGUCCCUGCAGUCCUUGUAGCAGCAGCAAUUCCUUCCGGGUCAAUUUUGUUCAAGAUAUACUUCAAUGAUAUAGAAAAGCAAUUCACUGAAGCUUCUUCCUCAACAAGAUGCUGUGGCUGCCAUCAAGUUGGAAAGAAGCACAGGGAUUGUGAAGUAGCUGACAGGAUUCGAUGCCUUCAUAUGUUUCAUGUUCAAGGUCCAAGUCUAAUGGUUGAUGAUUCAAGUGUUUGAUCCAUGGUUCAAGAUCUCUGGGUUAGUACUUUGAUCCAUGGCUCAAGAUUUCAGGAAGCUGUAGCUCGGACUAUGUUAUUUGCCUUCAAAUUGAUUAAGGUCCAGCAAAUUUUGAGCUAACCCUUGUUUUUCUAAAGUGAGAAACCCAUACAUCAGCAUAAUGAAGGUCACCGAAAGCAGCUGUUUUAGACCGGUUGGAUCCUUUCUAUGGGGACAAAGCUACAUAACUUGAUUGAUCCUCGAAAUAUAAUCUAGUUGGACUGAAGCCUAGAAUUGAAUCAUAUCUUUUCUCACUUUAGAUUCAUCGUGCUUGUGUGGAAAGCAAUAGAAAGGUGUUUGGUCUACUGGCAGAUCUUGGUGCUUCACUUUUAGCAUAUGAGAGCAGAACGACACGGCUUUAACACGUGAGCAUAUCUACUGUUAAUGAUUCUCCGCGGUCUUUAUCUCUCUUAUCUCACUAUAAAGCCACAAUAUAGUCUAGUGGAGUCACUUGUAAGA